Molecule: messenger RNA, 204 nt
Organism: Adineta ricciae
Lineage: Eukaryota; Metazoa; Rotifera; Eurotatoria; Adinetida; Adinetidae
Source: the annotation of a GenBank genome assembly
AUGUUGUUAAUUAGUUCAAAAGUAUUAACAAGUUCGCCAACGCCAACUGGAAGCAAUCGAAUUACUAACACUCCAACAACAAAUACGAGUUCAACAACAACACUUCUGACAAAAACGAAUCUUCUUACUUUUCAUCAUCUUCAACAUCAAUUUGAUGAUACAUCAACCAAUUCGGUAGGAAUAUUAUAUAUACAUUCAGACUGA